UUCAAAGAACGCAAGCCAUCUCUGAACGUUGCAAUACCCGCGAAGGCUGUUGUUGUAGAGAAAGUGGAAGUUGAGAGUGAGAAGAAGCAUUACAGGGGAGUUAGACGAAGGCCAUGGGGGAAGUUUGCGGCGGAGAUUCGUGACCCGAAUAGAAAGGGGACUCGGGUUUGGUUAGGAACAUUUGAUACUGCUGUGGAUGCGGCCAAGGCAUAUGACAGGGCAGCGUUUAAGCUUAGAGGCAGCAAAGCAAUAUUGAAUUUCCCACUUGAAGUUGCAAACUUUAAGCAACUC
Molecule: messenger RNA, 291 nt
Organism: Solanum tuberosum (potato)
Lineage: Eukaryota; Viridiplantae; Streptophyta; Magnoliopsida; Solanales; Solanaceae
Product: ethylene-responsive transcription factor 5-like
Exons: 1
Biological process (GO): ethylene-activated signaling pathway; regulation of DNA-templated transcription
Molecular function (GO): DNA binding; DNA-binding transcription factor activity
Source: RefSeq, a predicted model, not a curated record